AGUCAGUCAGUCAGUAACAAUCGAUCUACGUUCGCUAGCACGGAGCGCGUUCGAACAAGGUUUAAUCGUAUUGUUUAUACCUAAUACAAGUGAAUAUAGAAACAAUAUUUAUUGUAUCAAAUUGAGUGGUAUUAUUAGUGAGAAUUUUACUCAAGAGAAAUUGUUUUUUGAAGGCUUUUCAAAGCUACCAACUCGCAAUUCCCAAGAAGUCAUAAGCUAAAGUGACGUCAUCAUAAUUAUCAGCAUACAGAAGAAGCCUGCUGAACUAAGGCCCUUAAGUCUACGACAUACAAUAAUUCGCCAUCCUGAAUCAACGGGACAAUUAAGUAUUGGUGAUAGUGAAAAACCAGAUUGUAUUGUAUUGUGCUAGUGACAAAACCGUAUUGUAUUGGUGUUGGGGAUAAAACUGUAUUGUAUUGUGACUACAGUUAUAAAAAAGGUGUAAAAAUGAGGUCGUUUUUAAUAUUUUGUGUGUUUAUAUUAACAUUAAGUUCAGUGUUAAGUUCAACUUAUUUCUUUGGCGAACAAACUAAGAAUACGAGGAUAAUAUAUCAGGACAAAGUGCGGUAUGAAGCUAUACCCUUGAAGAAACGUGUAAAGACUUAUUCGUAUAAUGGAACAGUGCCUAUCAAGGCGAUAAGCUGCUACGACUAUCAGAACAGUGAAGCCUCCGUCAACAUCACAGCCGGUGGGAUCGGAUACAAGUACGUGGAACUGCGACUAAAGAGCCAACGGAGUUACAGAUUAGACUAUGCUAUCGAAAUAUAUGCGUAGAUAUUAAUAUAAUUAGGUCCGAGUAGAAUACAUUUUCUCACUACCGCUACUCUUCCCGCGGGUGUCGUAUACCCUGAUAAAUAACCCAUUUGUUACAGACAUCUUGAUUAGCUGUGUGGUAACGUCAUGGUAAAAUAUAUUUUUCACUACCGCUACUCUUCCUGCGGGUGUCAUAUACCCGACUAUGGGACUAUAUGUUUAAGAGAGCACCAGCGCAGCGUUCAGUUAUGAGUAGAAUAAAAUUCUCACCAACCCUACACUUCCCGCGGGUGUCGUAUACCCGACUAAGAGACUAUGUACACGUUUAACAGAGCACUAGCAUUCACUUAUGAGUAGAAUAAAAUUCUCACCAACCCUACUCUUCCCGUGGGUGUAAUACACCCGACUAAGAGACUACAUGUUUAAGAGAGAACUAGCCUUUAGUUAUGAGUAGAAUAAAAUUCACACCAACCCUGCUCUUCCCAUGGGUAUCAUAUACCCCACUACGUAUUUACCAGCGAACGACCAGCAACGACCCCUGAUAAAUCUAAUGAAGUGCAAUCUAAAACGCGCUUGCCAAGGUGAGUGGAUUAAGGCAAACCCCUCUGGUAGAGGAGACCUGUACAGCAGUGGACUCUCCUGAAGUGGUAGUUAGAAGUAUACCUACUUAUUUGUAACAUACAAUGUAAAGACCUACGGACCUUAAAAUUAUUGUAAAUAGUAAUUUAAUUAUGUAAUUGUAUAUAGAU
This is a messenger RNA of Spodoptera litura, 1502 nucleotides long. RefSeq lists its product as uncharacterized. The record is from RefSeq and is a predicted model, not a curated record. NCBI's taxonomy places the organism in Eukaryota, Metazoa, Arthropoda, Insecta, Lepidoptera, Noctuidae.